AUGGCUUCUCUAGCUUCACCAUUUCCGCACGACUUCAGCCCUCCGCUGUUUGAUCUCCCAGUUGUGUUCGUCAGCUCAUGCAUUUUCCAAUCGGUUAUUUGGGUUGUGUUUGGGUCUAGAGAAAUUUCCGAGAAUCCUAACAUUGAACCGCUUUCUUGGGACAUACGACUCAAAAUAGCUAUUGGAGCAGCUCGCGGCCUGGCUUUCCUACACACUUCAGAAAAGAAAGUCAUAUACGGAGAUUUUAAGGCCUCAAAUAUACUGCUUGAUGGGAACUACAAUGCAAAAAUCUCAGAUUUUGGCUUGGCAAAACUGGGGCCUUCUGGUGGUGACUCCCAUGUGACAACUAGGAUUAUGGGCACAUAUGGUUAUGCUGCUCCAGAAUAUAUAGCAACAGGUUAUUUGUACGUGAAGAGUGAUGUGUAUGGCUUCAGUGUGGUGCUGCUUGAAAUUCUAACAGGUUUACGGGCACUUGAUACGAAAAGGCCUGGCGGGCAGCAAAAUCUGGUUAAAUGGCUUAAGCCAUCUCUUUCUAAUGAAAGAAAGUUGAAAACCAUUAUGGACACAGGGAUGGAGGGCCAAUAUUCAUCAAAGGCAGUGUUACAGGCAGCAGAACCCACUCUAAAAUGCGUAGCAUCGGAUCCAAAAGGCCGCCCUUCCAUGAAAGAAGUGGCGGCAGCUUUGGAAUGUAUUGAAGCAAUCAAGGGAAAGCCAAAGAAGUACAAAAUCAACUCUAAUGCUGCAGCUCAAGGCCAACACCACAGUCAUCGUCAUUCUCCCUUUCAUGAGAUGUAUAUAUAAUUAUUGAGACUAGGGAGUGUAUUAGCAACAUGCUUGGAAAGAUUAACAUGAAAGAACCGUAAAAACUAGGUGUCGGCUAUGCAUGUAUUUUCUUAGAGUUGUUGACUUGUAUCCCCAUACACAAUGUCACAAUGAAUAUCAGACUCGAACAAGUUGUGUGGAA
Carya illinoinensis is the source of this 964-nucleotide messenger RNA. Its product is annotated as probable serine/threonine-protein kinase PIX13. NCBI's taxonomy places the organism in Eukaryota, Viridiplantae, Streptophyta, Magnoliopsida, Fagales, Juglandaceae. Gene Ontology annotation, biological process: protein phosphorylation. Bases 1 to 801 code for a protein of 266 amino acids. The transcript is spliced from 6 exons. Gene Ontology annotation, molecular function: ATP binding; protein kinase activity. The record is from RefSeq and is a predicted model, not a curated record.